Ilex paraguariensis (yerba mate) is the source of this 444-nucleotide messenger RNA. NCBI's taxonomy places the organism in Eukaryota, Viridiplantae, Streptophyta, Magnoliopsida, Aquifoliales, Aquifoliaceae. The record is from the annotation of a GenBank genome assembly.
AUGAUGUAUGAUAUAUACAAGAGGAUUGAUGCGAGUUAUUAUGGUUACAGAGAUGAUGAGGAUGGAAUAUUGGAGAAGCUGGAGGGCCCUGCGGAGAAGAAGAUGAGGGCAGCAGCGGUGGCAGAGUGGAUGGAGAUGGAGGAGAUAAAGAGGGAGGCAAGGAGGGCUGUGAAGAGCGGGGAGGUUGCGGAGGUGGGGGUUGGUGCAGCUGCGAAGAUAUUGUUUGAGGAGGAGGAGGAUGUGGUGGAGGAGGAGAGGCAGAGGGAGAUGGAAAGGAAGGAGAAAGAGGAGGAAUUUGUAGUGCAUGUGCCAUUGCCAGAUGAGAAGGAGAUUGAGAAAAUGGUGUUGGAGAAGAAGAAGAUGGAGCUUUUGAGUAAGUAUGCGAGUGAGAAUUUGUUGGAGGAGCAGACUGAAGCAAAGGUGAUGCUUAAUAUUCAGCGUUAA